AUGGGCGAUACCCCUUCGCAAUUUGCCAAAGCCUUUCCGCCUGUGGACUUGGGAUAUGCUAUCCAUAAACCCACGUACAUCAAUAUUACUGCUUCAGGUCUCUCGGUUGCAAAAUAUAACAACAUUCGCUUUGCUCAACCCCCCGUAGGAGACCUUCGUUUCCGCAAACCGAAGACACCUCCGCCACAAACACACGGCGUUCAAGAUGGCAGCCAAUACCCUUCUACGGACUGUGUUAGCAGUGCUUAUGCAGGGGUCCCAUUUCCCGGACUUAAUGGUACUACUUGGGGCCAGGAGGACUGCUUGUUCGUAAAUGUACAAGUUCCAGAUGGUAUCAAAGAGGGUGAUCAGGUACCAGUACUCCACUGGAUACACGGGAGUGGAUAUGCCUUUGGAAGUAAAGAUACAGUAGGGAUUACUGUUGAUCCAGAGGGAUUGUUCGACAACUUGCGCAAGAGCGAUGAAAAGUUCAUCUUUGUUACGAGCAACUACCGCCUCGGCCUUUAUGGGUGGAUGUCAAGCCCCGAAGAAGAUAUGGCUGCAAAUAUUGGGUUACACGAUAGCAUUACCGCAGUGCAAUGGACCAGAGACCACAUAUCUAAAUUUGGUGGUAGCCCAGAGAGGAUCACUGUAAUUGGGCAAAGUGCUGGAGCGGGCAUAAUAAACUUGAUGUUGACCUCCUAUGGCGGAUCGGGCAAGCUCCCGUUUUCCCAAGUGAGAUUUGACAUUCCUGAUAACUACUCACUUUCGACAGACUCUGACGUGAUGGAAAAUUAUGUAUACAACGAAGUCCUGAAGGCUGCCGGCUGUCCCGACCUAGCAUGCCUGAGGACUGCUUCCUCAGACGUUCUCAAAGCAGCGAACCACCAUCUGAUAGUUGAAGUACCCACAGGAACUGGAGGUGCCUCAUUUGGCCCCGGCAUCGGGUUUUCGCCCGCUGUGGAUGGAAAUAUUGUCCCAGAAGAGCCCAUGAUACUUCUUGAGCAGGGCAGAUUCCAUAAAGAGGUACAGCGGGUUCUCGCGGCAAAUACCGCCUUUGAAGGAAAUGGCCUCAGUACGGACAGUAAUAUGCCUGAAGCGUUUCCCGGCUAUGUUCGAAUCAACUUCCCUACCGCAAGUAACGAGACGAUUCAACGCAUCCAGAAUCUUUUUCCAUUCCCCCCUGACAAACCAGAAAGGCUGGCCUGGGACUGGCUGACAUCAAUUGUAUACGCAUGCCAUUCAACCACCAUCACAAAGGCGUAUGGAUCUAAAGCAUAUCGAUACGUGAUGCGUAUUCCACCUGCAACUCACGCGUUGGAUUUAACUUACUUCUUCUUCGUUGAUAAUCAAACGACACCUGUGGUAAGCUAUGACGUUGCGCGACAGUCUCAGGAGUAUCUUUACCAAUUUCUUCUGGGUAAAGGCGACAAGGGUGACGCCUCACUUCUCCCGUCUCCUAAAUACCCUGCUUGGCCGCCAUAUGGAACGAACUUCCAUACCAUGGAUAUUGUUGAGCACGGAUUCGAGCUUAAAACUGAUCCUUGGGAGACGAAUGGGAUUUGUCGGACUUUAAUCGAUAUUGUCAAGGAUCCCGAAAACGGCAACUAG
This is a messenger RNA of Arthroderma uncinatum, 1590 nucleotides long. RefSeq lists its product as uncharacterized. The coding region runs from base 1 to 1590 and encodes 529 amino acids. NCBI's taxonomy places the organism in Eukaryota, Fungi, Ascomycota, Eurotiomycetes, Onygenales, Arthrodermataceae. The transcript is spliced from 4 exons. The record is from RefSeq and is a predicted model, not a curated record.